This is a messenger RNA of Bufo gargarizans (Asiatic toad), 2571 nucleotides long. It is a transcript of the gene CLMP, whose product is annotated as CXADR like membrane protein. Bases 347 to 1324 code for a protein of 325 amino acids. The transcript is spliced from 7 exons. The record is from RefSeq and is a predicted model, not a curated record. NCBI's taxonomy places the organism in Eukaryota, Metazoa, Chordata, Amphibia, Anura, Bufonidae. Gene Ontology annotation, cellular component: membrane; cytoplasmic microtubule; cell surface.
CCUUUCUUUCUGCACACAGAUAAGUGGCUGUUAUUACAUUCAUGCUCCUUUCUCCAAUUCGGGACUUUCUUUUCAUGUAGAAAGCACUAAAGCAGGACCCCUGCUCUGCCAUUAUUUCACGACAAGGACCAGUAAAGUGACAAGUAGAGACACAAAAGGCAGAGGAAACUUGGUUCUUGAGCUGACACAUGGAGGUAAUUAUGUUGCUUGCAUUCCACUCGCUGUGAUGCUUCCCCCAUGGAGGGCUGUCUACCAUUCCUGUAAAGAACCAAUGCACCACUGCACCGUGCCUCCAACUCUGCCCCAACUCAGCAGCCCACAAAUUCCUUUGGACUUAUGAACAAAGAUGAAAAUACUGCUUUGCUCCUUCCUGGGUCUCUGCUGUAUUGUUGGAACAUUUGCUCAAUCGGUGAUCAGUGGCACAUCCGAGGAUAAUGUGACGCUGCCUUGCAAGCACAGGCUGGGGCCGUUGGGAAGAAAUCUGGACAUUGAGUGGCUGUCAAAUGAUUCAAAUCAUGGGCAAAAAGUGAUCCUCAGCUACAGUGGAGGUCAAGUCUAUGAACAUGAAGAACUCAAAGGCCGGUAUAGCUUUUAUUUAGACUUCUUAUCUGGAGACGCUGACAUAUUUAUCAGGUCAUUGAUGCCUAGUGAUGCUGGACUGUAUACAUGCAAAGUGAAAAAUGCUGGCCAGUAUGAAUGGAGUUACAUCACCUUAAAAGUAUUAGUGAAGCCAUCGGAGCCUAGUUGUUGGAUAGAAGGAGAAAAAAUAGUGGGCAGGAAUGUCACGCUGCACUGCAGGUCAACAGCUGGUUCAGAGCCCAUGAAAUACCAUUGGCAGCGUCUAAAGCGCCAGGAAUACUCACCUACAUUGCACGUAUACGCUCAGAAACUGUUAAUGCAAAACGUCAGUAAAGCAGACAAUGGCUCGUACCGCUGUACUGUAUCAAAUGACGCUGGGAAACGGAUAUGUGACUUACACCUGGCAGUAGAGACUCCAAGCAAUGUGGCAUUCCUGGCAGGGGUCACUUGUGGCUCUGUAGGUGGGGUGUUACUUCUACUUCUUAUCUGCUGGUACUUGUUUCGAAAGAGAGAGCUCAAGAAACGGGAAGAAGAUGAGUUCCUAAACGAAAUUAAGGAGGAUGCGGAAGCACCUAAAGCUCGUCUAAUGAAACCUGGAUCAUCUUCCUCAGGCUCCAGAAGCUCUCGCUCAGGUUCUUCCUCUACUCGAUCUACAACCAACAGUGCCUCUCGUAGCCAACGAACACUCUCAACACAGGAAGCUUCUCAUGGGAACUCAAGGCAUCACUGCCUGGAGCAGAUAUAAGGGAAAUAGAAGCAGAGCCAAGUUAUUUAAGAUCUUAAAGAAUGUAUGAGUCCUUUGUGCCACCAGGUUAAAAACACUGGCCCCAUUCCAGGACAAGCUUUGCCAAGUGGUGACGUUCACGUAAAAAUCUUGACAGACGUAUUUGGUUUAUUCACCAGUAGAGGAUUUGCACCUAAACGCCAUCAAAACAGGAAAGUGAUCUGAAGACACUUAAGAUUUUUAAUCAAAGAGGUAAAAUAAAUUAUAUGAAGAAACUGAACUACAUAUAUGAAAAGAGAAUGUGUAUACCGGUUCUACAAAGUGUAAAGGCUUCAUGACAUAGACACUUCCAGGAAUGAAGAUGUUACAUUUAUUACUAUGGACUAUGUAGCAAUGUGAAUUGUUUUUGUAAGGGAACACUUCCAAAUACGUUGAAGGUACGAAAUAAUGUUUGACAAAACAGUUGUUCUAUGAGGGAGAUAUUUUUUGAUAUCGUUAUUGUUUUGACAGUGUGAAAUUCAAUGUUCUGUAAAGCAUAAACUCGUGUAAUACGGAUUUAUGUACACCUUCGCAACCUUCUUUUUAAUUGUGCAAAUGCAUGUGAAAUGCAAAAAGAAACAGCUUUGCAAUAGGUCUUGAUUUAAAAUGUCCAAUCGUUGUCUUCAUAUGGCUCCUAGGCAAAUCCCAUACAAUUCCCGUAUAGUCUGAUCCUGCAGUCAUAAGUUCUUCCCUCUGAUUCAGGCAUGUCCAAACUGCGGCCCUCCAGCUGUUGCAAAACUACAACUCCCAGCAUGCCUGAAUAGCUUACAGCUAUUAGGGCAUGCUAGUUUUGCAACGGCUGGAGGGCCGCAGUUUGGACAUGCCUGCUCUGAUUCCUUCUCCUUGGUAACCUAUUGAAUGUAUGUUAGCAUAAAGCUGGGAACAGGUGGGAGAAAGUAUAAAUGCAGGGAGAUACACACGAUUGCAUAAAAAAUAUAAACCCAAAGCAUACAAAAAUAAAUAAAUCAAUAUACAUAAUUGUUUGCUGAGGCUAAAGGCAAUAGGGGAUAAUUAAUCAAGAAUUAACGUACAGUUACUUCCUUUUCACUUUAGAUGCACUGGGACAAUUUUUUAUAAAAAUAUGUGGUUGUGAAGGUGGACAUAAUCUUUGAAUGGAUUAGCCAGGAUUUUCAUUUUGCUCCCCCCAUCCAGUACGAGUGAAAAAAAAAAAACUAUACACCUACUCCAUAGCUCAAGUCUUUAAUGGACUUCUGGUCCCCGUCUUUCAA